CUACUAUCUUCGUUGAGCUCAUCUAUAAUGAGCUAUAACGAUGAUUCUGAGCUGAUCGGACUUGGUCGAGUUGGACGCGUGAUGCGCAUCGGAGACAUUGCAGUCAAAACGGCCAAUGUUUGGACUGUCCCUAAAAAUGCGUCCGAAGCGACGAUUAUCAGCUACGAGCAAACGACUGAGCUAAACAAGCAAUCUCUAAAACAUGAAGGACAUGUGUAUAGCCAUCUUGGACAUGUCGCAGGAGUAAUAAAGCCCUAUCACAUCUCCGACACCGAGAUUCGAAUGCCGUACCUACGCCAGGGUUCACUGAGCCGCUAUCUACGUACUCACCAUGCUAGCGUGGACAACAGUCGACGCCUACAAUGGCUCCAAGAAGCUGCACAUAUCAUCCAUAAAGUCCACGAGCGGCGAGUAUUGGUAGUCGAUAUUGCGACACGCAAUUUCCUGCUUGAUGAGGAUCUUUCUCUCCACAUGUGCGAUUUUACUGAAUCUACUAUCGUCGCGGAUGAUGAGGACAUGGCAGAUUUUGUUUCUGAAGACUUCGCUUCAGUCAAAUCCGACAUUGCGCGUUUUGGCUCGAUGAUGUACGAAGUUAUCUCUGGAAAGCAAUUUGAAUUCUACGUUAUACCCGACAUCGAGACCGACCUAGAUGAAGAUCCAGAGUCGAAGACAUAUAUAACCUGGCCGACCGACGACAAACUCCCAAAUACGAACCCAUUGUUUCUUGGGGAUAUCAUCAAGCGAUGCUGGACCAAGGAAGGAUUCCUCAUGAUGCAGGAAGUUUGCCACGCCCUAGAUAAUUCCGGUCACAAAAAGCCAACGGAUAUUCUUAGGGAAGGUUAGCCGCCUGGCAUCGCAUCGCAUCGCAUCGCACUGCAUUCUCCUCCCGUAGUUAUCUACCAUAGGGCGUGAAUAGGCGCGCGCGAGAGAAAACGCGGGGGCGUAUCCUGAACAUGGCUAUUCAGGGUACAUCCGAUAUAAAUAGCAUCCAACGGCG
Molecule: messenger RNA, 997 nt
Organism: Aspergillus neoniger CBS 115656
Lineage: Eukaryota; Fungi; Ascomycota; Eurotiomycetes; Eurotiales; Aspergillaceae
Exons: 1
Coding region: 28-843 (271 amino acids)
Biological process (GO): protein phosphorylation
Molecular function (GO): protein kinase activity; ATP binding
Source: RefSeq, a predicted model, not a curated record